Molecule: messenger RNA, 1999 nt
Organism: Aphis gossypii (cotton aphid)
Lineage: Eukaryota; Metazoa; Arthropoda; Insecta; Hemiptera; Aphididae
Gene: M6
Product: neuronal membrane glycoprotein M6-a
Exons: 7
Coding region: 211-1098 (295 amino acids)
Biological process (GO): neuron projection development
Cellular component (GO): plasma membrane
Source: RefSeq, a predicted model, not a curated record
AACAGUAAAAUGUAAAUAGUUGAAUUAACUACACCUAAUUUAUUGUUUGUUUUAUUAACAUUAUUAUUUAUUUAAUAUUUAAGCAUCUCAUAUCUUCAUUCCGUUUUUUAAUUUAGUUAUAAUUGCAUUUCAAAUUGUUCCAUAUUCAACGAUUUAAUCUUUGUUCGGUAAUAGCUAUGAUGAGUUUUGUUUAAUUGACGUUUUUAAACUAUGAAUAAGUACAGUUUCCAGAGACCUGAGAUGGAGAUGCCUUUGCAAAGUUCACAUUAUAACCCCUCUAGGGAAACUCUUGGACGCUAUUCUGAAUAUUCAUUACAUUCUAGUUACAAGAUACGAGCUGGUGAUGCAGCAUCUACCAACUCAGUGGCAUGUACAACACGAAUACCAUAUGCUACUUUAAUAGCGGCUCUUUUAUGUUGUACUGGUAUUGGAAUAUUUUGUUGUACAAUGUAUCGUGGUGUAACACUGAGUGCAUUGGUGUUGGAUCAAGUGUUUCAUCUUUAUAUUGGCUGGCUUGAAACUGUGAAAACUGUUUUGGUUUUAAUAGCUGCAGGAAUGGGAGCUAUAACAUUAAUGAUUAUAUUUGUUGGAUUUCUGGCUACAGGGGCAACACGUCGUCGUGUAUAUAAGGCAUGGAGAAAUAGAGUUGGCGGUCGUAUAUCUUGUGCUGUUUUUAUGGGUAUUAUUUACGUACUUCAAUUUUUUUGGAUUUUUGUAUUUGGCCUACUGAUAGUUUCAACAUUUAUAUUAACUAUAUUUUGGAAAAUGUGUGUUAGCACUCAAGUUCAAGAUAAUCAUCAAUGUAUUGACUUAACACAAUUUAUUUUCCUAUUUCCACAAUCGACUCGUGUUGAAUAUUUAAAGAUAUGUGAAGUGCGAGAAAUAAAGUUUUUCUGCAGAGAUUUUGUUGAAAAAUCUGAAUUUAUGUUUAUGAUGGCUACUUUUGGUGUUAUUUUGAUACUUAUAAGUCUGGUCCAUUAUUUGAUGUGUUUAUCUGCUAACUAUGCUCAUAUCAGAGAUCAUGAAAAGUUUGAAGAACUUCAAGAAUUGCAACUUUUGCAAGACACUGAUUUUGCCACUUCAAAAGAAAGAUUUUAGACAUUAAUUGACAAAUUACAAUUUUUAAAUGCAUACAUAAUUCCACAAUUGUUUAAUGUGCUACACUACAGGGUUUCUAAAUGUUAACCUAUUAUCUAAUUAAUCACUGAUAAUUAAACACUUUAUUAUUUAAGCUUAAGUUAUGUCUCAGAAAAAGACAAAUAAAUAAUUUAAUUUAUGUUUAUUAUAAAGGAUUUUUAUUUUUAUUAUUUAAAUAAAAAAUCUAUAAUUUUAGAAGUAUAUAUUUUUAAUUAUAUUUUUUUAUAAUUUGAAUCUUACUAUAUCAUUGGAACUAUUUUAUAAGUAUUAUUUUUAAAUAAUAAUUAAUUUUGUAAUAAUAAUCAUCCUCUAAAAUUGAAUUCUUUAAAUUGAUUUAAAAUUCAUCAACCAAACACAAUUUAUAUUCCUGAUUUUGUUUCCUAUUUUAUUUUUAAUUGACUAAAUUAAGUCUUGUUACUUUUCUAUUUUCUGUUAGAUUAUUAUAUUAUUUUAAUUUUCCAGUAUAUAUAAUUUUUUGUUCACUAUAAUUAUGUAAUGUUAAUAUAAGUAUAAAAAACCUAAAAAAAAAAAGAAAUCUUUUCCAAUUUUAAGAAUUAGUAUAUUACAAUGAUUUUAAUUAUGUAAAUGGUUGUGUGAUUCUAAAAUUUAUGAAAUUUUUAAAAUAUGUAUCCAAUGAGUGAUGACUAUUGACUAAUGUCAUAUUAUGUUUUAAAACACAUUAUUUUAUAAUAUAUUUUAUUUAAAAUAUCAUAUACCUAUGCAUUUUUAUUUUUAAUAUAUUUUUGUGUAUCAUAUGAAAACAUUUGUGUUCUAAAAAAAUCUAGUAGAAAAUAUUUGUAAAUUAAUUGAUUCAAUUUUACAUUCUUUAUUUAUUGAAUAUUAAAUUUAAUGUUUAGGGUUA